Messenger RNA from Astyanax mexicanus (Mexican tetra), 1536 nucleotides. RefSeq names its product phospholipid scramblase family member 5. The record is from RefSeq and is a predicted model, not a curated record. The transcript has 8 exons. Gene Ontology annotation, cellular component: plasma membrane. NCBI's taxonomy places the organism in Eukaryota, Metazoa, Chordata, Actinopteri, Characiformes, Acestrorhamphidae. Gene Ontology annotation, molecular function: phospholipid scramblase activity. Bases 295 to 1197 code for a protein of 300 amino acids. Gene Ontology annotation, biological process: plasma membrane phospholipid scrambling.
GAUCCUGGUCUGAAGGGGGACGGGGAGGAUAGAGGUACACAAACACUCCCUCACUGUGUUACCCUGCAGUCCUCAGGGAUUGCCUGGAUACCCCACCUUCACCACAGAGCACUCCCAGAUCAGCAUGAUGACCCUCACCCCAACCCACUUCCACUAAUUCACUCUUCAGAAACUAACGAUUAUACACCAGCCAGAGGAGCAGCCCAGGAGAACCCAACAACAACCUAAACACAUAGACGAGGAGUAGCUGAGGAGCAGUAGAAGACAAGCUGAGCAGAAACCCAGCAGAAGAGCAUGUCCACUGUAUCAGCUCAGCCUCUGCCAUUUGGCUUAGAGAGAGAGAAGCAUAUUGAGAUGCUGUUCAGAGCUUUCAGCAGGAGAUGGAGACCCUCCACAAGCCCACAGGAGCUCACAACCCCACCUACCUACAGAUACGGCCCCUUCCCGGACCCCCCUGCACCCACCUCCCUGAGCCCAGGGUCCAGUGAGGGUGGGCGGGUCCGGGUAUCGGGCGCAGAGCUGAACAGUGUGGAGAAAGCUGAGCAGUGGGUCACCGCAGGGUUACCGGCUGGUCUGGCUGUUCUGAGAUCCGUCAGUCAGCUGCACAUCACGGCCAUACCUGAGCUCCAAGGUCCCCGGUGUGUAGCCCGCAGGACAUACAACAUCACAACAGAAACCAGAGAACAGCUGUUUGUAGCAGUGGAAGAGACUUGCUGUGUGUGUGUUCAGUGCUGCGGUCCUGCUCGCUCCUGCUCACUGCAGGGUUUUGAUCAGGACCGCCAGCACAUCUUCCAGUUUGAAAGACCCCUGAGGGCUGAGUCGUGCUGCUUGGGAUGCUGCCUGAUGGAAAUGAGAGCGUACACAGCUCAGAGGGAGCUCAUUGGCACCGUUCAUCAGAGGUGGAGUAUGUUUACACCAUACUUUGAGGUGUGUGACGCUUCAGGCUCCUCCUCCAUACGGAUACAAGGCUCCUGCUGUCCAGUUCGUUGCUUUGCUGACCAGGAGUUUCAGGUGGUCUCUACGAUUGGGGAGCGCGUCGGAACAGUAUGGAAAAAGUGGCCAGGCUAUAAUGAGGAGUGUAACAUGGAUCAUGAACAUUUUGGCUUGGACAUUCCUCAGAACUUGUGUGUGAACACUAAAGUGCUGCUGCUCGCUGCCACAUUUCUUCUGAAUCAUAUGUUUUUUGAAAUGAGCUGAAAGAAAGGAAGAAAACAAGGCCUGUUAAAGAAGAUGAAGCCCUGUGUCUUUGGAUUAACCAUGAACAUCAUCCUAGAAAUAAUAUUGCCCCAAGAUGCCUUUUCAAUACUAUCAAGAACUUGUAACAGUUGUAUAAUACACAGAAUAAAAUCUGUUUACUCAAACACUCAAAAAACUUAACAAAAGGUGUCCCAAUUCUUGUUGAGAUAGAGGGGUAGUGUGUUCUGAUUCUUGUUGGGAUAGAGGGGUAGGGUGUGCUGAUUCUUGUUGGGAUAGAGGGGUAGGGUGUGCUGAUUCUUGUUGGGAUAGAGGGGUAGGGUGUUCUGAUUCUUGUUGGGA